ACUGGGGAGUAAUAUGACUCAUUGCUUGACCUUGCAUCGAUUGGCCAUGUUGCGCACCAGGUUUGUAGGCAUACACAACUAAAGCUUGGGCUUCCUCCUCUUCCUUGAGGGUAACAAGAAUGUGUUCUCCCAGUCACAGCCUCGUGGCGGAGCAACGGAAGCGGUCCCGAGGUUUCGUGCAUAUGUCAUUCAACGAUGUAGAUAAGGAUGGGACGGUACUCAACUCACGCAACCGAUCUACUUUUUUACUUUUUUACUUUUUGUUUUGUUCUGGAAGGAACCUUUAUAUCCUCCAUUUGCAGCACACAUAUCAGUAUCGGACGACCAAAACCUCGACGACGAGAAGGCUUCCUACACCGGAAAUCAUGUGUGUCAUCUACACAAUAACAACUGCCCUUCCGGACGGCAGUUUAGGAGCUGAAAGGACCCCUUUCCACUGCGACAACUUCCGUGACAACGAGGUCUGCGAUGACGCAUUCGAGUGGACUCCUUCACUGCCGCCUUCCGUCGACCUCGCAGAAUUGGGGUGGUGGAGUCGUUCAUUGUCGUCUGGUUAUUGUCGCGAGAUGCCUGCCCCAGAUUUCGACAGAAUUCCACAGCAUAGGGAGGAAUCCCAGGUUCGUUAUCACGCAGAGCUCAACUAUGGUGAAGAGAUUGACAAGGAUAUCACAGAGGUGAAAACACAGGCGCAGCGCCCUGCUCGACGUGAUGCACCGGACUGGAGUCAGACGAGCUAGAGCGGGGUUCCAGCCGCUCUGCGUCAGCUCACGGUAGCUCUCGUUCGCAUGGUUCAAUCAGUUUGAUAUGAAGGGCUACGCGAAUUUCGCACCAUGAUCCACGACAUUGCAAGGUUUGACUACGAACCCGGCUGCGCUGCUGUGUGCCGAGCGGCCUAUCGGCACGCAGUGCACCAGACUAUGGAAACACUUGCCAAGUGUGUAAGGAUCUGUCGCAUUCUUGAAGAGGAGAGCAUGCAUAUGCUCAAC
Messenger RNA from Aureobasidium subglaciale EXF-2481, 986 nucleotides. RefSeq lists its product as uncharacterized. The coding region runs from base 120 to 737 and encodes 205 amino acids. The record is from RefSeq and is a predicted model, not a curated record. The transcript is spliced from 2 exons. Lineage: Eukaryota; Fungi; Ascomycota; Dothideomycetes; Dothideales; Saccotheciaceae.